Molecule: messenger RNA, 1206 nt
Organism: Podarcis muralis (Common wall lizard)
Lineage: Eukaryota; Metazoa; Chordata; Lepidosauria; Squamata; Lacertidae
Source: RefSeq, a predicted model, not a curated record
AUGAUUAAAAUACUCCCAGAAAUAAAUAAACGGGCUUCUCUGUGGCAGUCACUGGAAAGGGCUCCUCCGGAGGCGGCCAUCCCACAGGCAGUUUGGUCUGUGCCCUGCCAAACCGAGUCUAGCCCAAGCUGCCAUUCACCAGGCGAGCCAAAGGAGCGCUCCGCAGUGCCAACGGGGCUGCCCAGGAGAGCUUGGCUGCGGAUCGUGUCCCUCCUGCACCCCCCACCCCCUCCCAAGACGGGCCCUGGGCCAACCUCGCCGGGAUUGGGGGGGGGGGAGAGCUGGCCGCCCGCCAUCGGGGCGCAGAGCCCGGAUUCUGCAAAGGCGCACCAGCGGCGGUCCGCGUUGCAUUGCCAGGGUUGCAAAGGCGAUGGGGGCAACCCGUCUUUGCAUUUCCCCCGGGGCGGCGGGGGUGGCGCUUGGAUCCUGCCCCGGGCUGCUGGAGGGUGGAGAGGGGGGGCGGUGGAGAGAAAGAGCAGGAGGCGGUGCCAGCAGCAGCCCCCUCGCCUUGCAAGCGCAGCGUCUGCAGCUGCCGAGCUGUCCGCGCGUGCGACGGGGCGCGAGGAGGAGCCUGCGGAGGAAGGAGGGAAAGAGGGAGGGGAGAAGGAGGAGAGGAGAGAAAGAGGGAGGGGAGAAGGAGGAGAGGAGAGAAAGAGGGAAGGGAGAAGGAGGGAGGAGGAGGGAGGAGGAGAGGAGAGGAGGGCGCGUCUUGGCCAGCAGCGAGCCGAGGAGGCCGGCCGGGCGCCCGGACAGACGGAGGGACGCGGAGCCGCCGCCGCCGCAGAGGCCCGACCUUGCGCGCCUUCUUCGGCGAGGAUGAGCCGGGUGUCGUCGUCGGCGGAUGGGGCGCCGUCCUCGCCGCCGUCGUGGCUGCCCAGCCACGUCCAGGUGACGGUGGUGCAGGCGCGGGCUCUGCGCGCCAAGGGCGGCCCGUCGGGCGACGCCUUCGUGGCUCUGCAGCUGGGCGGCCAGAAGUACCGCACGCCGGUGGCGCCGCAGCGGAGCGGGCCGCGCUGGGCCGACGAGUGCGCGCUCCAGCUGCCACCCACGCCCGGCCCCGACGACGCCGACGCCGACGACCCGGCGCUCCUGCUGCAGAUCACCGUCUGGCAGCGCGCCCUCGUCGGCACCGACCGCUUCCUCGGGCGCGCCGCCGUCCCGCUGCGCCAGCUGCUCCAGCGAGGCGGAUCCCACCCGGACCAGUAA